AUGCUCUUCUUAGUCAAUUGUAUGGUAUUGUUCGUCACUCUUGUCGCUGCUAGGGGAUGCAAUCUUGUCACAAACUCGACCUGCACCUCUGGAGCGCAUAUCAUAGUCGCCAGAGGCAGCCUUGAACCUCAAGGGCCCGGUAUUAUCGGAGUUAUCGCCCAGCACAUCUCGAGCAGAAUUCCCAACUCGGAUUUGAGCGCUCUCGAGUAUCCAGCCAUAUAUGACCCUUACAAACCUUCUCAGAUUGAAGGCGUCAGAGCUCUUACCGAAGUGGUUAAGCAGUACUCUGCACGCUGCCCUAGAACAAAAAUGAUUUUACUCGGGUUCUCUCAGGGGGCUCAUGUCAUCGCUGAUGUUAUGUGUGGUGCAAGUUCAGUUGGGUUUCCAGCUACAAACCCACAGCCCCUUAACAUCACUGACAAGAUUGUCAAGACCAACACUAGGUAUCUCGCUUUCACAGGUACCACGACCAACGCAAACAUGAUCGCUUUCACUCUCCUUCUGAGCUUUCUCGUGGCUCUGGUCGCAGCCGAAUCCACCACAUGCGCCAACGGAGCCCAUGUCAUCGUGGCUCGAGGUAGUCUUGAACCUCAAGGCCCUGGAGCCAUGGGCGAACUGGCCGAGAAGGUCCUCAAGCUUGUCCCCGGAUCUGACAUGGAAUCUCUCGUGUACCCUGCCCUGUAUAACGAGUACCUCGACUCUCAGCCCGCGGGUGUUCGCGCCUUGACUUCUGUCAUCCACAACUAUGUGAAGACCUGCCCCAAGACUCCGCUGGUUCUCAUGGGAUACUCUCAAGGCGCUCACGUCAUCAUGGACACCAUCUGUGGUGCAAGCUCUACCGGAUUCCCUGCCACCUUGCCUCAGCCUUCCUACAUCACUGACAAGAUCUCAUCUGUUAUCCUCUUGGGCGAUCCCAGUCUCACAGAAGGCCAGACCUUCCACGUCGGAACCAGCGUUGGCAAUGGAAUGUUCCCUCGUAACCUCCCGGCCGGCUGCGACAGCAUCGCCGACAAGACCGUUUCCGUCUGCGAUAAGGGCGACCCUUUCUGCGAAGCUGGUGGCAAAAACCUCGACGUCCACUUGGGCUACAUUCCCGUCUGGGGAGACUAUGUAGUCAAGGAGGCUGUCAAAUUUGUAAAGGCGGUCGUCAAAAAGUCCAAGGCUUGUGCACGAACAUGA
Messenger RNA from Fusarium poae, 1179 nucleotides. RefSeq lists its product as uncharacterized. Gene Ontology annotation, molecular function: hydrolase activity. The coding region runs from base 1 to 1179 and encodes 392 amino acids. The transcript has 7 exons. Lineage: Eukaryota; Fungi; Ascomycota; Sordariomycetes; Hypocreales; Nectriaceae. The record is from RefSeq and is a predicted model, not a curated record.